Molecule: messenger RNA, 501 nt
Organism: [Torrubiella] hemipterigena
Lineage: Eukaryota; Fungi; Ascomycota; Sordariomycetes; Hypocreales; Clavicipitaceae
Source: the annotation of a GenBank genome assembly
AUGCCUCACCGCCGCAACUACGCCCACGUCGUGGACGUGCCAUUUUCCUUGUACUUGACGCGCUUCUUCCAGGCGCUUCUUGCUGGCUGCCUUUUGGGUCUCACGGCCUAUGCCAUUGCGUUCAAUGACUUUGCUUCCGUGCGAUUGUCGGUCUUUGCGUCGGCUUUUGCUCUAGCCAUCCUCGGCUACUAUCUCGUCGCCGUUCACGCCUUGCCCUUCAUCUACAACUGGCUUGCCAUCAUCAUCACCGAAUUUCUCAUCAUUGCCUUCUAUGCCGCCACUUUUAGCUCCCUUGCUGCUCUCUACACGGACGAGAAGUAUUCCGACUUCCUCUACAGCAAUGUCAUCAUUGCUAUUGUCGCCAUGAGCGCCUUUGCCUUCGUAACCCAUGUGAUCACCUUUUUGAUGCAUGCCGCCGGCGUGGUUAAGCAUCGCAAACAGGGCAAGCCACUCUUCAGUCCCCAGGGUAGACGCCCAACCAUUGACAUGAGCCAAGCUUAA